This is a messenger RNA of Hyaena hyaena (striped hyena), 3749 nucleotides long. It is a transcript of the gene ARHGAP44, whose product is annotated as Rho GTPase activating protein 44. The coding region runs from base 151 to 2607 and encodes 818 amino acids. The transcript has 21 exons. Gene Ontology annotation, cellular component: dendritic spine; intracellular anatomical structure; postsynaptic density. Gene Ontology annotation, molecular function: GTPase activator activity; protein binding. Lineage: Eukaryota; Metazoa; Chordata; Mammalia; Carnivora; Hyaenidae. Gene Ontology annotation, biological process: negative regulation of Rac protein signal transduction; positive regulation of GTPase activity; regulation of actin cytoskeleton organization. The record is from RefSeq and is a predicted model, not a curated record.
CCGGAGGCUCCGCAGUGCCGCCGCCGUCGCCCGGGAGGCUCCGCGCGGGAGCCAUGUAACCCGCGGCGGGCUCCGGGCUGCUCCGUCCUUGCCCAGCUCCCCCCCCCCCCCCCCCCCCCCCCCCCGGGCCAGCGCGGCAGCGGGGCCACGAUGAAGAAGCAGUUCAACCGCAUGCGCCAGCUGGCCAACCAGACGGUGGGCAGGGCAGAAAAGACUGAAGUUCUGAGCGAAGACCUUCUUCAGGUGGAGAAGCGCCUGGAGCUGGUGAAGCAGGUCUCCCACAGCACGCACAAGAAGCUCACUGCAUGUCUGCAGGGCCAGCAAGGCGCCGAGGCCGACAAGCGCUCUAAAAAGUUGCCUUUGACAACCCUGGCUCAGUGCUUGAUGGAGGGGUCGGCUAUCCUGGGGGAUGACACGCUUCUUGGGAAGAUGCUGAAACUCUGUGGAGAGACGGAGGACAAGCUGGCUCAGGAGCUGAUCCACUUUGAGUUGCAGGUGGAGAGAGACGUGAUCGAGCCCCUCUUUCUGCUGGCCGAGGUGGAAAUCCCAAAUAUUCAGAAACAGAGGAAACAUUUAGCAAAGUUGGUGCUGGACAUGGAUUCUUCACGAACAAGGUGGCAGCAGACUUCCAAGUCUUCAGGUCUGUCCAGCAGCUUACAGCCCGCAGGUGCCAAAGCUGACGCCCUCAGGGAAGAGAUGGAAGAGGCAGCCAACAGAGUGGAGAUUUGCAGGGACCAGCUCUCGGCGGACAUGUACAGUUUUGUGGCCAAAGAAAUCGACUAUGCAAACUACUUUCAAACGCUGAUAGAGGUGCAGGCCGAGUACCACAGGAAAUCCCUGACGCUCCUCCAGGCGGUGCUACCCCAGAUAAAAGCACAACAGGAGGCCUGGGUGGAGAAGCCUUCCUUCGGGAAGCCCCUGGAGGAGCACCUCAUGAUCAGCGGCCGCGAGAUCGCCUUCCCCAUUGAGGCCUGUGUGACGAUGCUGCUUGAAUGCGGGAUGCAGGAGGAGGGACUCUUCCGGGUGGCGCCGUCCGCCUCCAAGUUGAAGAAGCUGAAAGCCGCCCUGGACUGCUGUGUGGUGGAUGUGCAGGAGUACUCAGCAGACCCCCACGCAAUUGCAGGAGCUUUGAAAUCUUACCUCCGAGAGUUGCCAGAACCUCUUAUGACCUUUGAACUCUAUGACGAGUGGAUUCAGGCUUCCAAUAUUCAGGAGCAAGACAAGAGGCUUCAGGCGCUGUGGAAUGCUUGUGAAAAACUGCCCAAGGCCAAUCACAACAACAUCCGAUACUUGAUCAAGUUUUUAUCCAAGCUGUCAGAAUUUCAAGAUGUAAACAAGAUGACGCCCAGUAACAUGGCCAUUGUGUUAGGCCCCAACCUCCUGUGGCCGCAAGCAGAAGGGAACAUCACGGAGAUGAUGACCACGGUGUCCCUGCAGAUCGUUGGGAUCAUCGAACCCAUCAUCCAGCACGCAGACUGGUUCUUCCCUGGAGAGAUAGAGUUCAACAUCACAGGGAAUUACGGGAGUCCGGUACACGUGAACCACAACGCCAACUUUAGCUCAAUGCCCUCCCCAGACAUGGACCCCGCUGACCGGCGCCAGCCCGAGCAGAUCCGCCGGCCCCUCAGCGUCGCCACGGAUAACAUGAUGCUGGAAUUUUACAAAAAGGAUGGCCUUAGGAAAAUCCAAAGCAUGGGCGUGAGGGUCAUGGACACGUCCUGGGUGGCUCGUCGAGGCUCGUCGGCCGGCCGGAAGGCGUCCUGCGCCCCGCCCACCAUGCAGCCCCCCGCGCCGCCGCCCGCCGAGCUGGCUGCUGCGCCUCUGCCUUCGCCGCUCCCGGAGCAGCCCCCGGACGGCCCCGCGGUGGCGGCCGCCCCCUCGCUUCCGCCGUCGGGCUUGGGGCUCCAGCCCGGCCCCGAGCGCAUCAGCGCUUCAAAAACCAAGGAGCUUUCUCCGGGAUCUGGGCAGAAAGGAAGUCCCGGCUCUGGCCAGGGGACACCGUGCACGGGGACCCAGCCGGGGCCCCCCCUGAGUGCCAGCCCCAGCCAGCCGCCCCCAGACCAGAGCCCUCACACUCUUCGGAAAGUUUCCAAGAAGCUGGCACCCAUCCCGCCCAAGGUCCCCUUCGGCCAGCCGGCGGCCGUGACUGACCUCUCUGCCUGCCAGCCGUCCCCGCUCAGCCUGUCGCCCACGCCCCCGAGCACCCCUUCACCCUACGGACUGAGUUACCCUCAGGGGUACUCCCUGGCCUCGGGCCAGCUCUCCCCGGCCGCCGCAGCGCCCCCCCUGACCUCUCCCGCCGGCUUCGCGACCGCCGCGGCCAAAUCGCGGCCCACUCCCAAGCCCCGACAGAGACCCACGCUGCCGCCCCCCCAGCCUCCGACGGUCAGCCUGCCGGGCCCGAGUCCACAGUCCACGGAACACCCCGUGCUCGACGGCAUGGCCCCCGGGGAGAGCAUGUCCACAGAUCUCGUCCACUUUGACAUCCCCUCCAUCCACGUGGAGCUCGGGCCGCCGCUGCGCCUGAGCCCCCUGGAGCACGCGCGGCGACACUCGGUGACAGAGAAGAGGGACUCGGAGGAGGAGUCGGAGAGCACCGCCCUCUGACCCGCGCAGGCCCCGCCCACCCCGGAGCGCCCCCGGGGCUCGCGGCUGUGCGGCCCCCGCCCGCGCGAGGCUGAGGCUGGAGUCGUGCUGCACGGUCCCCUCUGGCCUGCGCGGGCCGUGUUGGUGCGAGUUCGUUUGUUCCCUGGGGCGGUGCCUUUGGCCUUUCGUUUGAUCUCUGCCUUUUUGACUUUGUGCCUAUUUUGACCCACUCUCAGCCUCCACACCCAGGGGCACCCCCUCCACCGUGCGGUUGUGCGUCAGAAAGGUCGUUUGCGGCUGGGGGUGGGGGGGGGGGCCGGUUCCACCUGCGGUUGCCCCCAGGCUCUGACAGCUGGAGGGGGGGGUGUCUCCCCACCGUCAGCCCAGUGACUGCUGGGGGGCAGAGACGGCCCGUGUACAAUCUCCGUGGCUGCCCCUGCCACGUGGGCUCCAAAGUCAAUGGCUUAAAACAAAAUUUGCUUCCCUUCCUGAGGGUUUUGUUUCUCCCAACCGUGUGACCGAAGGCUCCCGUCACUACCUUCUCGUUUUCUACUGAGGACUUUCAAAGCUGAUCUUCAGGGCGCCUCCAGUCCCCCAGAAACCUCCGCGGCCGGGCAUCUCAGUGCCACACUGGGCCCCGAUGCCGGCCUCCCCUUCCCGGAGGCCCCAGGGACCAGCAAUAAUCCCGCUCACGGCAGCAGCAGCGUGGAGGGAGGGAAGGCGGCCCUCGGUGACGCGGGGUCGGGGGCACCGGGGAGCCCAGCGCCACGUGGGGAUCCAGGCAGAGAGGCUUCGGGUCAUGCAUGCCAACUCAAACGUUCCAAUUUUAUCCUUUUAAAAUAGAUGCGGUCUACCUAUACAGGCUAUAAUAUUUGUACAUAUGAAAUCUAUAUUUGUUUAAUUUGAGCCGAACUAACCCCGUGUACAGAUGUACACUGAGAAAUUUAAAAGCUUCGUUAUUUUUCCCGACACGUGUAAAGUAACCUUCCCCGAGGGUGGGAUUUUGCCACCUUUUGAUGUUCACAGCCUCGCUCGCUCCUGGCACGGACGGACGGUUCAGGACCCGACUUGUUAACGGAGCCCAGGGGUUGAAAGUUACCUUUAAAUACAUGUACAAAUAGUUGUCCAAAGUAAUGUUAUUAAAAUAGAUUUAUUAUCCCUGA